Mercenaria mercenaria is the source of this 546-nucleotide messenger RNA. RefSeq lists its product as uncharacterized. The transcript is spliced from 3 exons. The coding region runs from base 33 to 521 and encodes 162 amino acids. NCBI's taxonomy places the organism in Eukaryota, Metazoa, Mollusca, Bivalvia, Venerida, Veneridae. The record is from RefSeq and is a predicted model, not a curated record.
UAUCACAGGAGAUAAAGCAACACAGAAUCAAAAUGUUCAGCUUUUUACAUCAUAGAACAAAAAUUACGACUAUUGACUACAUACCUGGAAUAGGUGUAGUUCUGUUAAUCCUGAUUCACGACAGGUACUUUAUUUGUCGCCGUGGAAUAUGGUACGAACUGAUACCGUCAGCUUAUCCUGAGCAAUUUACCAGACAGACAUAUGAACCACCAAGACACGUGCAAUCUAUCAUGUCAAAGGCGGAAACAGAGAAACAACGAAUACGGGAGAAACUAGAGAGGAGUGUAAAAGCAGUGGAGCAAGCAUACAAAGAGGCGCAGUUGCUAGAGGAGGCAGAGUGGGAUACUGACUCAGAUGAGGAAUAUACGUCUGAAGAAGAGGAAGACGACGACGAAGAGGAGGAGGAGCCAAUCUACUGGGAGUUUGUCAAACACCUUGCUAAGGACGACACUGACGAGAGGAUAAGACAGGACAUUGAACAGGAGGAGAAUUAUAUGAUUGCAUGUUUCGAUUUUCAUUAGUCUUUUCUAUUUCUUUUUAUGAAUA